Lodderomyces margitis is the source of this 2232-nucleotide messenger RNA. RefSeq names its product ESCRT-0 subunit protein (gene VPS27). The transcript has a single exon. The record is from RefSeq and is a predicted model, not a curated record. Gene Ontology annotation, biological process: protein transport to vacuole involved in ubiquitin-dependent protein catabolic process via the multivesicular body sorting pathway; protein targeting to vacuole. Gene Ontology annotation, molecular function: phosphatidylinositol-3-phosphate binding; metal ion binding; ubiquitin binding. NCBI's taxonomy places the organism in Eukaryota, Fungi, Ascomycota, Pichiomycetes, Serinales, Debaryomycetaceae. Gene Ontology annotation, cellular component: ESCRT-0 complex. Bases 1 to 2232 code for a protein of 743 amino acids.
AUGUCCUGGUUUGGAUCAUCCACAUCGGCACUUCAGCUAGAACUAGACAACAAAAUAUCUGAAGCAACCUCAGAAACUAUCCCCAAUGGAGAAAUUGAUCUAUCCAUAGCUUUGGAAAUCACUGAUUUCAUUAGAUCCAAAAAAUUACCUGCUCAAGCGUGUAUGAGAAGCUUGAAGAAGCGGUUAAACAUGGUUUAUUCAAACCCCAACUUGAUUACUAGUACCUUGAAGUUAAUCGAUUUAUGUGUCAAAAAUGGGGGGUUCCAUUUUCUUGUUGAAUUGAGUUCACGAGAAUUUAUUGAUUACUUGAUUGAUUUUAUUUUCAAAAUCCAUUACAAUGUUCAAGAAAGCAUGGUAAAACAAGAUGAAUCAAAGUACAAUGUAGGGGAGUAUAUUUUGGAGUUGCUUAAAUCUUGGUAUAUUGCGUUCAAGGGACAAUUACAAUUAAAUUAUGUGGAGAAAAAGUAUCAAGAAUUGGCUAAUGAAGGUUAUCAGUUCCCAUCGGUUAAUGAUUCAGUAAUAGAUUCGAAAUAUGUUGAUUCUGAAGUUCCACCUGAUUGGAUUGACUCCGAUUCAUGUAUGAUUUGUUAUACGCCAUUUUCAAUGUUGAAUAGAAAACAUCAUUGCCGUGCCUGUGGUGGCGUGUUUUGUCAAGAUCAUUCAGGAAACAGUACAACCUUGGUAAAUUUGGGAAUUAUGGAGCCAGUCAGAGUUUGUGAUAACUGCUAUGCUAAACAGAAACAUAAAUCGAAAGGGAAAGCUACUGGUGAAGGAAGAAGAAAGUCAAGAGGUGGAGUCGAGGAGGGGGCAGAGGAUGAAGAUGAGCAAAUGAGACGGGCGAUUGAGUUGAGUUUGCAGGAUAGUGGUGUGCAAGUUGAACCUCCAAGGGAAUCGCCAAGAGCUUCUAGUGGUGCUAACAACAAUGAAGAAGAAGAUGAGGAAUUGAAAGCAGCCUUAGCGGCAAGUUUAAGAGAGUAUGAGCAAUCACAGCCGCAGACACAGCAACCACAACAACAUCAGCAACAGGGUACUGGAACUUUUGAGAAUCCAUUCGAGAACGAGGCACAGCAACCAGCUUCUGAUGUUUACAACAUUGAUUUUGCAUCAACCUCUAAUUAUCAGCGCCCUCAAUUUGGCGCAACACAAGGUCAAUUUCAACCACAACAGCAACAACAGUUCAGACCACCAUCAUCGCAACAGUCUCAACUUCAGGAUCUUUCACAAGCUGAAGAGGAACAAAUCAAUCUAUUUAUCACCUUGAUGAACAAUGUACGCAAUGAUCCAAAGAAACAGGCCAAUAUUAUGUAUGACCAAAACUUGAAUGAAUUACAUUCUCAAGUAAUACGAUUGAAACCAAAAGUCAAUCGGUCAUUACGUGAGGCCAUGAAUAAAUACAGUCAAUUUUUGGAAAUGAGUAAUAAACUAAGUACCAUUACUCGCUUAUAUGAUCAAUUUUGGGAGCAGAAACUUAACGCCGGUAUCAGUAAUGUUGGCUUCAAUAACGAAUAUCCAUCAUAUCCUCUGGUUGGGUAUCCAGCCUACCCAAGACAAUCUUCGAGUCAGCAGCCAAUCAGUCAACAGACAAGUGGGGUUGCAUCUGCUCAGCAAAUUCCAUAUUCGCAGUUUAGUGGCCAAGCUCCAUCAGAGCCCAAUUUUGGAGCCAUAUACCCUUCAGAGGUACCGCAAGAUGAUCCAUAUAGUCAACCAACAGAACCAAACUUAGAAGAUGAGGAAGAACAACAACAGCCACAGCCACAGUCGCAGUCGCAGCAGCAAAGACGUAAGUCGUCACAUCCUGUUUAUCCGACAAGUGACAUUCUUCCAGAUUUAGGUGACAGUGACCAAGAAAAGAACAGCACUCAUAACAAUAACAGUGAUUAUGUGACUGUGUCAUUACCUCAUUAUCCUCCACCAGAAGACUUAAGCAAUGACUUGCCCCCACAAUCAUUUAUUCGUCAUGCAACUAGCAAUUUGCCUCCUAAUGCUUAUGAAGCUGCAUCAGCAAAGUAUCCUACGUUGGAUAACGUCGAGGAGGAUUAUGAUAGACAAAAUCCAACUAGAGAACAACGAGAACAACAACAGCAGCAACAACAACAUGGACAUGGGUUGAAUGAACUUCCCCAGUUGCCUAAAAACUUGCCUUCUUUUGAACUAGAAGAGACAAACGAGAGAGAAGCUAGUCAUAGUCGUAAACAGUCACUGUUUGAACCAGAGCCUUUAAUAGAUUUAUAA